AUGACUUUCAAGUUGGUCACCGUUCUUGUCACUCUAGUCAUCCAGGCGCUUGCGUCUCCAGCCGAGCCACCUCAACCCCACAACCCUGAGAACUGGUCCGUGAUGGCCUUCCGACGUGUAUGCCCUAAGGAUCAGGGCCAAUGCAGCUACAGCUUUCUCAUUUCUGAAGACCCGACCAAAGCCCCCAAGUAUUGCAACUUCGCCGUCGAUGCCACUGGUGGACUCCCUGCAUACCAAACUGACUUCUCCGUUCUCAAAUGCCCCGAUGCCCCAGAGUACACCAUCAAUGGUGGCUGGGAUGAGCGCCAGUUUAUCACCUUGACUGUAAUCAACGAGCAGAGGAACCUUCUAUCCUUCUUCGCCUUCAAGGAUGCGGAUCUGUGGGCUGGCACCGAAGCCACUCCUCAAACCUCCAAGGCCUUCAUCUAUCCCAUGCCCGCCAAGCGAGAGGUGAAGCAGAAAGAGCAGGGGGAGGCCGAGGACCAAAGGAAGCGGCUGGAAGAGGCGAAGAAGAAGAAACAAGAAAAGGAGAGGGAGGAAGGGAAGAAGCUAGAGGAAGCGAGGAAAAAGGAUUGGGGGAUUGCCUAUGCUUCAGAGUGGAAGCUUGUGGACGUCACCAAAUAUGAGUUCAACUCUGGACCUUACACCGAUAGACUCGUUAUGGUGUUUGGGAUCCAGAGUGGCAACUCAACAAUCGAAGCCUGUCAUAUAAACAUUCCAUUGUUCGAAGGACUUCGGGCACUGGGCAAGAGCUUCGCACAUCAAGAGUGCAAACACGGUGGCUGGUCAGCUUCUUGGGGCCAGAACGAGACCACAGGCAUGGCUGUCAUGACCUUGAUCAAGUAA
Messenger RNA from Colletotrichum spaethianum, 846 nucleotides. RefSeq lists its product as uncharacterized. The transcript is spliced from 2 exons. The record is from RefSeq and is a predicted model, not a curated record. Bases 1 to 846 code for a protein of 281 amino acids. NCBI's taxonomy places the organism in Eukaryota, Fungi, Ascomycota, Sordariomycetes, Glomerellales, Glomerellaceae.